Messenger RNA from Debaryomyces fabryi, 1953 nucleotides. It is a transcript of the gene UPC2, whose product is annotated as Upc2p. Gene Ontology annotation, biological process: regulation of transcription by RNA polymerase II. Gene Ontology annotation, molecular function: zinc ion binding; DNA-binding transcription activator activity, RNA polymerase II-specific. Lineage: Eukaryota; Fungi; Ascomycota; Pichiomycetes; Serinales; Debaryomycetaceae. The transcript has a single exon. The coding region runs from base 1 to 1953 and encodes 650 amino acids. The record is from RefSeq and is a predicted model, not a curated record.
AUGUCUGGUGAAAGUGAUGCUAAUCUCAAACAAGAUGCUACAAAAAAAAUGAGCAAGUCUUCAACAGGCAAAAGAAAGUUCCACCAAAAGUCCCGAAAUGGAUGCCUGACAUGUAAGAAAAGACGGGUUAAGUGUGAUGAACAACGGCCGGUAUGUCAGAAAUGUCAGCACAUGAAUUUGACUUGUGGAUAUGCUACGAAUGGGAAUGGUGGGUCGCAGGAUGAGAAAGACCCAUUGCCGAUAAAUAAGAAGCGGAAGAUGUCAACGGGCUCUAUGUCCCCCGGAAGUGAGUCUAAUGAGUCUAGCACCCAACAGGAGACAUCGAGUGUCAGUCCGGCGCCAAAUAUGGGGUCCAAAUUGGGGCCGGGAGCAGAAAAGAUUCCAGGAAACUUAUUGAAUGCCGGCAACUUGAAUAACCUCAAUUUGAGCCAUUUGGUGAAUAACUUGAGUGGCCUCGGAGGAGGGUUAAAUUCUCUCGGGAAUUUGGCCAGCUUGACAAAUUUAGCGACGCUAGCACAAUUGCCUAUAGAUUUAAGUAACUUGGGAAGCCUUAUCGAUUCGCAAAUACACUCUGCUGUAGCCAAUAAUACUGCAAACAAUAUGCCGUACAGUAACGAUUCCCAGAAGGUCAAGAAGCAGAAUGAAUCAGUAAACAAUAAUGGAAUCAACAUAAAACAAGAAGAGGGCGAGAACCAACAAUCGGGUCCGAUACCACAACAACCAGGAACACAACCUCAGCAUAGUCACCCCGGCGAACAACAUGAACCACAACCGGAAGGUAGUGGAGCUAUACCGAAUAUAUCACCUAAUGUCAAUACUCUGACGUCGCAUUUGACUGAUAAUCCAUUGAAUAAUCCUAUGGCCGGAAUGGGAUCUUCAAACUUAAACAUGCUAGACUUGAGGUUAAUGUUUCAUUACACUUCCCAGGUAGCAAGCACAAUUACAGGUGCAGGUAUAUCGGAUACUAAUAUAUGGAAUUAUGACAUUCCCAUGUUAGCAUUUGACCAUCCAUUCUUGAUGCACUCCAUUCUUGCCUUCAGUGCAACCCAUUUAUCCAGAACUGAAAAGGGAUUAGAUCAGUGCGUGACAUGUCAUAGAGGUGAUGCGUUGAGGCUAUUAAGGGAAGCUGUGUUAGAUAUCAACUGCGAUAAUACGGACGCAUUAGUUGCCAGUGCCUUAAUUUUAAUCAUGGAUUCAUUGGCAAACGCAUCGUUUCCGCUGUCUACUUCUCCCAAAUCCCUACCCGCAUCUGCAUGGAUUUUCCACGUCAAGGGGGCAGCUACAAUUUUAACGGCAGUGUGGCCGUUGACUGAAACUUCACGGUUCUACAAAUUCAUAUCUGUUGAUUUGGGCGACCUAGGUGAUAUAAUCAGCCAAAGGGUAAAUGUCGACCCCAGCAAGGCCGCAAGUGACCAGAAAUUCUUCACCGAUUUGGAGUGCCAUGACUCUGAAAUCGCAGACUUGUUCCCGGUCGAGAUUGACUCUCCGUACCUUGUUACACUUGCAUACCUCAAUAAACUUCACAAAGAACGCUACAAAUCGGAUUUCAUCCUCAGAAUCUUCGCAUUUCCCGCUCUUCUCGAUAAGUCCUUCUUGUCUCUAUUAAUGACUGGGGACAUCAAGGCAAUGAGAAUAAUGCGCUCGUACUACAAACUUCUCCGCUCAUUCACCACGGAAAUGAAAGACAAAGUCUGGUUCCUCGAGGGUGUUUCGCAGGUCUUACCUGUAGACGUCGAAGAGUACGCUGGAGGUGCCGGUGGUAUGCAUAUGAUGCUUGACUUCUUGGGCGGUGGUCCAUCAAUCAUAGAUAAUGAAAUUGACGAUGAAAUUACAAAGUUUGAUCCUAGUGGAUCCCUAACUAAUCGCUUAAUUGACACUAAUAAUUUACCGAGUGAUAUUACAAGCAACCUUGAUGUCAUGCAAGGUGGUAACGGUUUCAUGAAUAUCAAAUAA